AUGACUCGAAAUGGUAUCUGUCAUCAUCAUCUCUCUGAAACUGCAGAGAUGACAUCAAGGCUUGUACCAAAGAUGUUGCCUCUAUUAUUACUUGCAUUGAUAUUCAUUACAGUGAUGAUGAUGGAGAUCCAUCCGAUUAGAGCCGAAGCUGUUUUAAAGGGAGAACAAAAUUUAUUGAAUUUAUUGAAUUCGGAGUCAUCAAUGAUGAGAGAAAUUGAGAAUACAAAUUCUCCUCUCCAUCAUCUUCCGAGAAGAAGAAGAAUUUUAUUGGAGGAUUUGAACAUGUUUAACCAUAAGAGAUCCUUGAUGAGAGAAGAUGGUUCAUCAGUUUUGAGCUUUUUUGAGAAGAAUCCUUUUGUGAGCGAGAGAAAUGCAUGGAUUCAAAAAUUUCAAUCAUCAUCAUCAUCUCCAAACGAGAGAAGUAUGAAAGUAUCUGAUAAUGAGAUCCAUGUGUUGGUCACUUUUAAAACAAACAAGGACUCGCGUGAAUAUGAGAAAAUUCUUUCGACUCCAAUGGGAGAAAACACUUUCACCUCCAGAGUUAAUGUGCAACAAUUGAAAAGACUUAUUGAAGAUGAAAAGGUUGAAUCUGUGGAGUAUUUCGACCCCAUGUUCAAGUUUGUUGAAUCUCAAUUUUCAUCAUCUUCAGAACAUGCUUGGGCCAAGAAUAUCCAAAGAUUUUUUGUGGACCCCAAUGCAAAAUUCAAACAAGUCGAAAAGGAGUUCAAAUUAUCUGCUGAGCCAUUCAUUCGUAGACCAAGCGAAAAUUGGCAAUUCACUUACACAGAAAGAAAUGGAGAGGAAUAUGUUGUUUUGAGAGUCCUCACUGAGGAGAGAUCAGCAUCGAAUUUGAACGGCUACUUGCAAGAUCUCAAGAAGUUUUCUCGAGGAUCUAUUCAAUACCUUAAUAAUGUUGGAGAUAGAAUCAUGAUUUCUGUUAAAAAGAGAGAUGCUCUUGCUGUCACUUAUGAAAUUUCGAAACGGUCAGAAGUAUUCUGGGUAGAGGUUGCUCCAAAGAAUGAAUUGCACAAUUACUGGGCAAAAGGUAUCACUCAAAGCGGCCUACCAGACGUGCAACCAGUUACUUAUCGAGGAUUAACAGGAAAGGAUCAAAUUGUUACAGUUGGCGAUUCUGGUUUAGAUGGAAACUCAUGUUUUUUCUAUGAUAGUGACCAUGCAGUUCCGUAUGUCAAUUCCACUUCAUCACUUUCAGUCAGCAGCCACAGAAAAAUUGCUUCUUACUGGGGACUCAUUGAUACUAUUUCUGAGGAUAAUGCUCACGGCACUCACGUUGCUGGAACUAUUGUUUCUCAAUCCCUCGAUGAUUCUCUCAGCCAACACAAUGGUAUCGCUCCAGAUGCUAAGGUAGCAUUUACUGAUAUUGGAUGUUCCGAUCCAAAAGGAUGUUCAUGCCACGGCGUUGAGAAGGGAUGCUAUUGCGAUGGAGGAUAUAACAAGAAGUGCCCACCAUCUGAUCGUUCAGUUUAUCCUCCAAAUUCAUUGUCCGAGGACUACUUCCCUUUUGCAUACAAAUUAGGAAGUCGAAUUCACACCAACUCAUGGGGAGGUGGUGCUGGAAUUUUAGGUUACAGCAUUGAUACAGCAGAUAUUGACAAGUAUGUUUGGGAGCACAAGGACAUGCUCAUUCUGUUCUCUGCUGGUAAUAGUGGAGAUGCCAUAGGAUACUCUUCCAUUUCAACACAAGCAGAAGCGAAAAACAUUCUUUCUGUUGGAGCAUCUAUGAAUCCUCUUUCAACCUUUCAAUAUGUGACUGACAAGUUACUGGAUAUGAAUGCCUAUGCACAAAAUUAUGCUACGCAAUUAUUGAACAUUUUAGGGUGUCCUGCAGAAAAUCAAAAUUCAAGCAGAUCAUGUUCUGGUUUUAAUUCUGAGUUUUUGGAGACCUGUCAAUUUUUAAGAAAUUUUAAAACAGAAGAAGAUUGUUGCAACAACACUGGAAACUUUUGUUCCAAUUCUGGAUGCGGUUGUCGAUUUUAUGGACUGGGAUCUUUGUGUUGCAGACAGUGCAGAUCCGAUCGCCUAAAGACCAGUUACAGUAAUAUUGUUUAUAACAAGGAGAAUAUUGCAUACUUUAGCAGUAGAGGUCCAACCUCAGAUGGAAGAAUCAAACCUGACAUUGUUGCUCCUGGAUAUUUUAUUGUGAGCGCUCGUUCUCAUAACACUUUAUCCUCUCCAAUGACUUGUUCUGAUAGCACUAAAGAUGUCAGCCGAGCUGUUCUACAAAUGGGUGGAACUUCUAUGAGUUGUCCUUUAACAGCUGCCAAUGCUGCUCUUGUAAGACAAUACUAUACUGAAGGAUGGUAUUAUGAUGGUAAGAACAAUACAUCAAAAGGAUUUAAACCAUCUGCUGCUUUGAUGAAGGCCACCCUUAUCAAUUCUGGAGUGCCUUUACUUGGAUAUUUGGACAUUUCAGGAUUUUUGGUGCCAAUUAAUGACGCAUCCUCUAAUCCUGAAUUUAGACUUCAAGCUAAACAUAUUGAAGGAUUUGGAAGAAUUCAACUGGAUCGAGUUCUCAUGUUUGACAAUUCUACAAGAAAGCUUCUAAUUGGUAGAAAAGAAAAUAUCAAGACCUCUAGCAAUGUGAAGGAAGAAUUUGGAGACCCAGUUAUUAGCUCUGAAGAGGAAUCUCAUACCUAUUGCGUUGCACCAAAGGUUUCAGGAGAAAUGAAUGACGUCAAAAUUACUCUCACAUGGACCGACUAUCCAAGUAAUCCUGCAAGAGGUAAACAUUUAGUGAACAAUCUCGAUCUAGGUUGUAAAAUUGAUCGUGAUGUUUACUUUGGAAAUUCAAACACAUCUAAUACCUUUGAUCGUGACAACACCAACAAUGUGGAACAACUUGUUUUUAGCAAUGUCCAAUCGAGAAUUGUUGUCAACAUUGCAGCUUCAUAUAUUUACAAAGCGCAAAGUUAUGCCUUAGUGAUUACUGGUGAAAAUAUCAAAUUCGAUGAAUGUGGAAAUAGUGACUAUUUUGAAUAUUCUGCACGUGGAAAGACCUCCAGUAAUGGCUUGGCAACUGGAAUCAAGAUUUUUGGAUUUGAUCUUGCGUUGGUCAUGCUGGCUGUCGUAAUCUUGUUAGUCAUCAUUGCAGCUGCAUCCAUAACCACAUGCGUUUUUGCUGUCAUUUGGGUGAAAAAGAAGAAUUCACAAACAGCGUUUGCCAGAUUGGAAGAUGAAAACAAUCGUUUGUAA
Naegleria fowleri is the source of this 3213-nucleotide messenger RNA. RefSeq lists its product as uncharacterized. NCBI's taxonomy places the organism in Eukaryota, Heterolobosea, Eutetramitea, Acrasida, Naegleriidae. The coding region runs from base 1 to 3213 and encodes 1070 amino acids. Gene Ontology annotation, biological process: proteolysis. The transcript has 5 exons. The record is from RefSeq and is a predicted model, not a curated record. Gene Ontology annotation, molecular function: serine-type endopeptidase activity.